AUGGGCUUGAAGCAUUAAGGUCUCGCCCCUAUUCUGCAUUCUAGUGCAGCCCUGGUUACGCCUCUUAUGGCUCAGUCACACAGCUACGUAUAGGUGACUGGAGGUAUAUAGUUGUCCUCACCUGGAUUGUGCUGAUGUGGCCCCAACCCCACCUCCCUACCCAUCCCAUGAUGUCCAAAGAAACCCAACAGAGCAAACUGGCCGAGGCCAAGGAAAAGUUGAGAGACCCUCAUCCCCAGACCAACCCCAGUGUUGGUACAGGAGCAAGCGACACCAAAAAGAAGAAAAUAAAUAAUGGCACUAACCCUGAGACAACAACUUCUUGUGGUUGCCACUCGCCUGAGGAUGAAAAGAAGGCAAGCCACCAACAUCAGGAAGCCCUAAGGAGGGAGCUAGAGGCCCAGGUUCAUACCAUACGAAUCCUUACGUGUCAGAAAACGGAGCUUCGGACGGCACUCUAUUACAGCCAGCAUGCUGUCAAGCAGUUGGAAGGAGAGUCCAGGGAUCUGAUCAGCCGCCUGCAUGAUUCAUGGAUGUUUGCAGGAGAGUUAGAGCAGGCUCUCUCUGCUGUGUCUACACAGAAGAAGAAGGCGGAUAGGUACGUGGAGGAGUUAACAAAGGAGAGGGACGCCCUGAGUCUGGAACUGUACAGGAACACCAUAACCGAUGAGGAGUUGAAGCAGAAAAAUGCCGAACUACAGGAAAAACUUCGACUUGUAGAAUCUGAAAAGUCUGAGAUCCAGCUCAACAUAAAGGAGCUAAAAAGGAAGCUGGAGAGGGCCAAGCUCCUGCUGCCACAGCAGCAGCUGCAGGCGGAGGCUGACCACCUGGGUAAGGAGCUGCAGAGUGUGUCAGCAAAGCUCCAAGCCCAGGUGGAAGAGAACGAGUUGUGGAACCGCCUGAACCAGCAACAACAGGAGAAGAUGUGGAGGCAGGAGGAGAAGAUACGGGAGCAGGAGGAGAAGAUGUGGGAGCAGGAGGAGAAGAUGCGGGAGCAGGAGGAGAUGAUGCGGGAGAAGGAGGAGAAGAUGCGGGAGAAGGAGGAGAAGAUGCGGGAGAAGGAGGAGAAGAUAUGGGAGAAGGAGGAGAAGAUGCGGGAGAAGGAGGAGAAGAUGCGGGAGAAGGAGGAGAAGAUAUGGGAGAAGGAGGAGAAGAUGCACGAGCAGGAGAAGAUACAGGAGCAGGAGGAGAAGAUAUGGAGGCAGGAGGAGAAGAGGCAAGAGCAGAAGGAGAAGAUACGGGAGUAGGAGGAGAAGAUAUGGAGGCAGGAGGAGAAGAGGCAAGAGCAGAAGGAGAAGAUACGGGAGCAGGAGGAGAAGAUGUGGAGGCAGGAGCAGGGGGAGAAGAUGUGGAGGCAGGAGGAGAAGAUACGGGAGCAGGAGGAGAAGAUACGGGAGCAGGAGGAGAAGAUACGGGAGCAGGAGGAGAAGAUGCAGAGGCAGGAGCAGGGGGAGAAGAUGUGGAGCCAGGAGGAGAAGAUACGGGAGCAGGAAGAGGAGAUGUGGAGGCAGGAGGAGAAGAUACAGAAGCAGGAGAAGAGGCAGGAGCAGGAGGAGAAGAUGUGGAGGCAGGAGGAGAAGAUACAGAAGCAGGAGGAGAUGAUGCAAGAUCAGAAGGAGAAGCUGCGGGAGGCGGAGGAGAAGAUGCAGGAGGACGAGGAGAAGAUGCAGGAGCAGGAGGAGAAGAUACGGAGGCAGGAGGAGAAGAUCCGGGAACAGGAGGAGAAGAUGUGGAGGCAGGAGGAGAAGCUGUGCAAGCAGGAAGAGAAGAUACGGGAGCAGGAGGAGAAGAUGUGGGAGAAGGAGGAGAUGAUGCAGGAACAGGAAGAGAAGAUGUGGGAACAGGAGGAGAAGAUGCAGGAACAGGAGGAGAAGAUGCAGAGGCAGGAGGAGAAGAUGCGGAGGCAGGAAAUGAGGCUGUGGCAGCAGGAGGAGAAGAUGCAGGAACAGGAGGAGCACCUGGAAGCUGCCAUCUACCAAGCAGAUGACAAGAAGGCAAAGACAAUCAGCAUGUAAAAGCCGGCAGCAAGGCCUGGAGAAGAGUAAGCCGCCAUGUGACUGUUUAGAAUAUAGUCUCAGCACAAACCUGAAAAAAAAAAUUUAUUUAUUUUAAAUUGUGGCAAAAUACUGGCCAGGCACGUGGCUCAUGCCUGUAAUCCCAGCAAUUUGGGAGGCUGAGGUGAAUGGAUGACCUGAGGUCAGGAGUUCAAGACCAGCCUGGCCAAUACAAAAAUUAGCCGGGCAUGGUGGCGCAUGCCUGUAAUCCCAGCUACUUGGGAGGCUGAGGCAGGAGAAUCGCUUGAACCUGGGAGGCAGAGGUUGCAGUGAGCUGAGAUCGUGCAACUGCACUGAAGCCUGGGUGACAGAGCAAGACUCUGUCUCAAAAAAAAAAAAAAAGUU
Molecule: messenger RNA, 2399 nt
Organism: Symphalangus syndactylus (siamang)
Lineage: Eukaryota; Metazoa; Chordata; Mammalia; Primates; Hylobatidae
Product: golgin subfamily A member 6-like protein 26
Source: RefSeq, a predicted model, not a curated record